GACACUGUAACGUGCUCUCUUGCGUAACAGUCGCUCGCGCUUGUCCGCGCAUGCGCGGUCGCGCUGGGUCUGUCCGCCAUUGAGACACACAAUCUCCGAUAGAAACGGGUCAGCGGCAGUGACACAGACGACACUCGUGUUUCUACAUUCCUCGUGCGUUGAGGUCUGACGGUUACCGUUUUUUACAACGUCUUUUUACAGUCCGUUUACACUGGUGUUUUCUUUUUUGUCCCGAGAAACGUUUGAUGGACCUGCACAGGAUAUUUUAGCAGCGUUUAGUGUUCCCGUUAGCGGGUUAAGAGAACCGAGCCUGGCUCUGCUCUGGGGGCAAGUGCGCCUACAGCAGCUCAGCGUUUGAUGGAUCCUAGAAUCGCCUGGUUUCAGCCAGAGCAGCGCGGACCUGCCAACAACCUGUGGAUGCACAUCUGGGAAAAAACGACGCAGACGCUGGGAAACCUCUACUUCCACAACAACUGCAACACAGCCAGCGCCAAACUGACGAGCGGUGGAGGCGACGGAGCGUCGAGCAACGCGGCCGACAGCAGCGGCACGCGCAGGGAUCAUCAGGGGAUGUCUGGAUCCAAACCCGACAGUAAGGUCCCCGAACAAAUAGACUUCAUCCCUCUGGAAGGCAAUAACAACAAUAACAGCGGCGGCGGAGGGGGGCAAGUGGGUGGCAGCAGGGUCGCGGGAGUGGGAACGGAGUUGCCAAGCAAGAGGAGAAGAGACAACAAGGCGAGCACCUUUGGCUUUAACAGGAGUCUGCUGCUGACGGAUGGGGCGGAGGACAUUUACACGUGCACACCGUGGAAGAGCAGAAACUACUCGGAAGGCAUUGUGGGCCUGCAUGAGGAGAUAAAGGACUUUUAUGAGUAUAUUUCUCCUCGUCCAGAGGAGGAGCACAUGAGGCUAGAGGUGGUGGCCAGGAUCCACAGAGUCAUCAAGGACUUGUGGCCCCAAUGCCGAGGUUAGUUGUUUGGCAGCUUUAGCACAGGCUUGUAUUUACCUACAAGUGAUAUAGACUUGGUGGUUUUUGGUCACUGGGAGACUUUACCUCUCUGGACUCUGGAAGAGGCGCUGCGCAAGAGAAAAAUUGCAGAUGAGAACUCUGUCAAAGUCCUGGACAAAGCAACGGUUCCCAUCAUUAAACUGACAGACUUGCACACAGAAGUAAAAGUGGACAUCAGCUUUAAUGUACAGAAUGGUGUUAAAGCUGCAAAGCUCAUCAAGGACUUCAAACAGCAAUUUCCUGUAUUACCGUACCUGGUGCUGGUUUUGAAGCAGUUUUUACUGCAGAGAGAGCUGAAUGAGGUUUUUACGGGAGGAAUCGGAUCAUACAGUCUGUUCCUCAUGGUUGUCAGCUUCUUACAGCUGCACUACAGAGAGGACGCGUGUAGUUCAAACCCAAACCUCGGUGUACUGUUGAUCGAGUUUUUUGAGCUUUACGGACGGCAUUUUAAUUACCUGAAGACGGGGAUCAGGAUAAAAGACGGUGGCUCGUACUUGGCCAAGGAUGAAGUGCAGAAAGGCAUGCUGGAUGGGUACAGACCCUCUAUGCUUUACAUUGAGGAUCCUUUGCAGCCAGGAAACGAUGUAGGGCGAAGUUCAUAUGGGGCGAUGCAGGUGAAAGAGGCUUUUGAUUACGCUUACGUUGUCUUAAGUCAUGCUGUGUCCCCAAUUGCCAAGCACUACCCCAACAACAAGUCAGAGAGUAUUCUCGGUCGAAUAAUCCGUGUCACACAGGAAGUAGCAGAGUACCGUGACUGGAUCAGUGUGGAGUGGGGCCAGCGGAGCAACAAUGAGCCGGUCCUCAAUUGUAAUGCAAAUGAUCUCACACGGUUAGUUGAGUCUGAGGAGCUUGAUGAGUGUAAUAAUAACUUUCCAGAAGAUAGUGCGGUACUUCCUGCUGUUCCCCGGAGCAAAGCCUCAUCAAACUCUUCCUCUCCUUCCCCCUCUACCCCUUCAUCGCCAUCAUCAUCACCACCAUCAUCAGCAUCCACCACAACAAAUGAUGACUCUGAUGGAACACCCUGUAAGACUUCAAAAGCUUUGGGCCGGGGCUCUAACUCCUACAGUGAGAACACAGAAAGGAAUCUGUCCAAUCACAGGUCACAAAAUCAUUCAGCAACAAUGCCCACCCCCACUAAUAAGGGCAACAAGAGCCGACAGCUUGCUAACAAAAGUGCUCAAGGGCCACACAACAACCCCAAAAAGAUCCAGCAAAACGGCAAGUCCCAAAAACUCACCAUGAAGAAGAGGAAACCUCAGCGUGAGAUAGCGCAUGAGGACUUCUGUAGAUAGGGGGAGCUGUUCUUGCAGACUCACACCUGCUCUUAAUGUCUCUGACCACAGAAGGGUGCUGCUGGUAUCAUUUAUCUCUCCUGUCCCACUGUUUAAGGGAUGCGUGUGACUUUGUAGCUGGAAAAGGAAAACAAAAAAAAAAGAAUAGUUAAAGUGGGGCGUAGGUAACGGGAUUGAAAUCAUGUGGGAGAGUUUAGGCCUGAUCUCCAUUGGCUUCUGCACAGCUUCUGCUCACUGCCCAUAGUAGAGCUGCACUGCCGUACUGGAGAUGUGGAGGACCAGAGAAUGUAGGAGAGAGAAUUCAACUUGAGCAAUACCUGAAGCCCUGGACUUUUGCCUCACUGAGGACAACUAAAAAAAAAAAAAAAAAAAGGACUUGAAUUACAAAAAAAGGUUAUAUUGAAAGUGUAAAGAUUUUUAAAUGUCUAAAAAAAUUGAAAAUGUAAUUAGUACAAGAGAAAUUAUGCAUGUUUUUUUUUUCUUUUUUGAAAGAGUGGUUCUUUUUUUGUCUUGUACGCAGAUUAUACAAAUAUUUGUACAAGAAAAAAAAAAUGAAACAAAAAAAAUAUAUAUAUAUAUUAUCCAACAUGGAAAUGGUUUCAUAAUACUUUUAUAGUAUUGUUCAAUUUUUGCCAUGCUGUAGAUGUACACACAUUAACCAGAAAACAGCGAUUCACAGCUAUGUACGGGUUUGGGUUCAAUUGCCAACACGUAUCAUCAGCCUCUUCUGCUGUUCAUGUAACGAUGUGGUUAGGCAGUGUGAGAGAGGUGUUAGUAGUUGACUGCACAUCUGAAAACACACAGUGUUUUCGAAACAAACUUGCCGAAAACAAACUCAGUGCACACUGUAUGAAUGUGUGUGUGUGUUGAGUGUAUGUGUGAACAGUCUGUCAGCAAGAGGAGUAAAGUGUAGAUCUGGAAAUUUGAAUAACACUACAGCUGUGGUUUUCAGUCUGCUUCUCGGAAUGAUCUGCCCAUCACAAAAUAAGUUGUAUUUGUUAAUGUAUUUAUUUUUAUCAAAGACAGUGGAUUUAUAUAUGCUGACCGCAGAGGCCAGACAUGUUCUGUCUUAUGGCUGAGUGGCAAAACAUGAUAGGUGCUUGUCAUGUAGUGUGCUAUAUAUAUAUAUAUAUAUAUAUAUAUAUAUAUAUAUAUAUAUAUAUAAUUUAUUUUUUUUUUUUUUCUGAAUGUCAAAUACCAUUUUUCCGAUAACAAUUGAGUGACCAAGUUUAUUUCUGAAAGUACUUUUUAAAAGAGAUAUAAGAAAAAAGUGGUUUAAACAUUUUAAUUUGUGGCUGGUCUACUUAAAAGGAGAUGAGGUGAAUUAUUUUGUGUGAUUUUUUUUAUUUUUUGUUUAUUUUCUUUAAAAAAAAAUUCUUCAUUCCACUGGAUCUUGAUGUAUUGUAAGAAUGCCCAUUCUCUCUAAAUUAAUAUUAUUGCAAUUCUUCGGAUAAACAGUAGGUGGUGGUGUAACAUAAGGUUAUUUCAUACACUGUAAUUCCCCUGUGACUUUUUGUUUUAAGAUUUGCCUAAUAGUUUUCACGGAUCUCUGUAAGUUUAAGAGAUGAUGGCUUUUGAUGAGUAUUGAAGCCAGUAGUAUGUCUUAAAACCAGAUGUAUGCCACUGAAAUAGAGCUGAGAGAAAUGCAGAGAUAGAACAAUAGGAGGAUCAUUAGUGCCACAGCCAGUGCUCCAGACAGGUUUACUUAACAUGUAUCCCAUGAUCAUUCAUGCAAUAAAAAUGACAGCACAACUAUCAAACAUCAAGCUGGUACAUUUACUAUUCUACAAAAUUUCUGUUCAAAGCUUUUCUUUGUUUUGAAAAGUUGCUAUAAAUUUUGUACUUUCCUAAUGUUAAGUGUACUAAAUGUUGUUUGGACAAUUUUUGAUAUUGUUUAAUGUCUUGGUAUAGCUCAUUUAACUUGACGCCAUGUGACUGAGCCAAGUAAAUGAAUGCUGUUCUAUAGUCAGCUGGUACAGCAGAACCAAAUGAACACCAUAAUUAAACCUGAUAUUAUUUUCUCUCUCCAA
This is a messenger RNA of Cyprinus carpio (common carp), 4331 nucleotides long. RefSeq names its product terminal nucleotidyltransferase 4B-like. NCBI's taxonomy places the organism in Eukaryota, Metazoa, Chordata, Actinopteri, Cypriniformes, Cyprinidae. The transcript has 12 exons. The record is from RefSeq and is a predicted model, not a curated record. Gene Ontology annotation, cellular component: TRAMP complex; nucleolus. Gene Ontology annotation, biological process: RNA 3'-end processing. Gene Ontology annotation, molecular function: poly(A) RNA polymerase activity; mRNA binding.